Molecule: messenger RNA, 1542 nt
Organism: Magnolia sinica
Lineage: Eukaryota; Viridiplantae; Streptophyta; Magnoliopsida; Magnoliales; Magnoliaceae
Product: protein SCARECROW-like
Exons: 1
Coding region: 96-1448 (450 amino acids)
Biological process (GO): regulation of DNA-templated transcription
Cellular component (GO): nucleus
Molecular function (GO): DNA-binding transcription factor activity; sequence-specific DNA binding
Source: RefSeq, a predicted model, not a curated record
UGGACUUAAUCCAAACCCAUGAUCAGUGGGACUUCAACCCCAUCUGCUUCGCCCCAUCGGUGGGCCACCACAGCCCGGCGAACCCCACCACCCUGAUGAGACCCACCGCCGUCGACGCGCGGUAUUCGCACGAGCUAUCGGAGUGGAUGGAGCAAGUGGUGAAGAACUUAUCCGAACCGUCCCCGGACGUUCCACCGGUGGAGAACGGUGAGUGGCGGCCGAGGAAGAGUGCGAGGAGAGACUACGGAGGCGUCGAUAUAAAUAUCAACGGUGAGGAUGAUCUCCACUGGGUGGGACAUCAUCAAAACUCUAGUGAGAAUAUGGGAAAAGGUUUAAGUAGGUUAGAUGAACAUGGUUUAAGUCUACUUACACUACUCCUAGAGUGUGCUGUGGCUAUUUCUGUGGACAACCUAUCAGAAGCUAAUAGAAUGUUGCUUGAGCUAACCCAAAUGGCCUCACCAUAUGGACCAUCUUGUGCUGAGAGGGUCGUGGCUUACUUUGCUAAGGCCAUGGCUAGUAGGGUCAUGAACUCAUGGCUAGGAAUCUGCUCACCGUUAAUCACUCACAAAGCUGUCCUUGGCGCCUUCCAUGUUUUCAACAACAUCGCACCGUUCAUCAAGUUCGCACAUUUCACAUCGAAUCAGGCAAUCUUAGAGGCUUUCCAUCAGCAGGACCGUGUCCACAUCAUCGACCUUGAUAUCAUGCAGGGACUUCAAUGGCCAGCAUUGUUCCACAUCCUCGCGACAAGGAUCGAAGGGCCACCGUAUGUACGUAUGACUGGAGUGGGUUCAUCGCUCGAUGUACUGGAGGAGACGGGGAGACAGCUAUCCAGCUUUGCUAAGCGGCUUGGGAUGUCGUUCGAGUUUCAUCCGAUUGCUAAGAAGUUCGGUGACGUGGAUAUCUCGAUGGUGCAAGUUCGACGUGGAGAGAUCGUGGCUGUUCAUUGGCUGCAGCAUUCGUUGUAUGAUGCGACGGGGCCUGAUUGGAAGACAAUGAGAUUGAUUGAGCAGCUGGGGCCUAGGGUCAUUACGCUCGUUGAACAGGAUCUAGCUCAUGUGGGGACAUUUCUCGACCGUUUUGUAGGAUCGCUUCAUUACUACUCGACGAUCUUUGAUUCGUUGGGAGCGUCGUUGCCGUGCGAUGAUCCUAGCCGUCACCGUGUUGAGCACUGCCUCCUUUCAAGGGAGAUUAAUAACAUACUCGCGAUCGGUGGGCCGGCUCGAAGUGGGGAGGAUAAGUUCGGGAGCUGGCGAAUGGAACUGGCGCGCCAUGGGUUUACACAAGUAGGGAUGAGUGGAAAUUCCAUGGCUCAAGCUCAGCUCAUACUCAAUAUGUUCCCUCCAUCACAUGGGUAUACCAUUCAUCAGGGAGAUGGGACUCUUAGGCUUGGGUGGAAGGAGACCAGCUUGUACACGGCUUCAGCUUGGACAUGUAACUCCUUUAGAUAGCCGUUGGAUGUUUUGUACCAUUUGGGCCCCACUUUGAUUGAAUCAUGUUUUGUGUGUGUCCAUAUUCAACUCAUUGCUUCUUUUUUCUUUUCUU